CUUUGUACUGGAUUUUAUUAGGAGCAUGCGAAGGCAUUGGAGGAGCAGAAGCACAAUAAAAUGGAGUACUUAGAAUUUUUAAAAUCCUGUGACUUUAUUAAGGCCAGUAGCCAGUGGCGGAAAGUUCAGGACCGCUUGGAAACUGAUGAAAGAUGCUCCCGCCUUGAGAAAAUCUAUCGCUUGGAGAUUUUCCAGGAAUAUAUACGUGAUUUAGAGAGCGAAGAGGAGGAGCAAAGGAAACUGCGGAUGAUUAAAGAUUUUGCUGCAUAUCUGGCUGUCUCAUCAAAUACUUCAGGAUCAGCAGCAAAAGACUUAUUUACAGAUGUUAUGGAUGAGCUGGAGAAACAAGUGAAAUAG
Molecule: messenger RNA, 357 nt
Organism: Capsicum annuum
Lineage: Eukaryota; Viridiplantae; Streptophyta; Magnoliopsida; Solanales; Solanaceae
Product: pre-mRNA-processing protein 40B-like
Exons: 4
Coding region: 61-357 (98 amino acids)
Biological process (GO): mRNA cis splicing, via spliceosome
Cellular component (GO): U1 snRNP; U2-type prespliceosome
Molecular function (GO): RNA binding
Source: RefSeq, a predicted model, not a curated record